This is a messenger RNA of Cloeon dipterum, 1582 nucleotides long. RefSeq names its product parkin (gene park). Bases 43 to 1449 code for a protein of 468 amino acids. Gene Ontology annotation, molecular function: zinc ion binding; ubiquitin conjugating enzyme binding; ubiquitin protein ligase activity. NCBI's taxonomy places the organism in Eukaryota, Metazoa, Arthropoda, Insecta, Ephemeroptera, Baetidae. Gene Ontology annotation, cellular component: endoplasmic reticulum; mitochondrion; cytosol. Gene Ontology annotation, biological process: positive regulation of proteasomal ubiquitin-dependent protein catabolic process; ubiquitin-dependent protein catabolic process; autophagy of mitochondrion. The transcript is spliced from 8 exons. The record is from RefSeq and is a predicted model, not a curated record.
CGCCCUCCUCGUCUGUUUUUAAAUUUUCUUGAAAGAGGCGCAAUGAGCUUUAUUUUUACGUUUUUCAGGAGUAUUUUAGAUAGAAUUCUUAAUAUGUUUAGUUCAGGAACGCAGAGUAUUAAAAAUACUCUCAACAUCUACAUAAAAACCAACACAGGCAAGUCCGUCAACGUCGAUUUAGACCCAAAAAUGGACAUAAAAAAUGUGAAAGAGCUAGUCGCACCGAAAUUGGGCAUGCAACCACAAGAAGUCAAAAUCAUUUUUGCGGGCAAAGAGCUGCUUGACACGACAAUCAUUGCAGACUGCGACUUGGGAGACCAGAGCAUCCUUCAUGCUGUCAGAUCUAAACCUAUUGGAAUUCUGUCGAUGUCGUCAGCUGGCAGCCCAUCAGAAGGGUCUAUGCCUAUGUGCGAAACUCUAGUUGAUUUGCAGCUAACCCUCCAAGAGAGAGAAGAUAACAAGACUGUGAACGAGAAAAACAAGGCUCAUUUUUACGUAUAUUGUGGAUCGUCGUGUCAUGGCAUGAAAGCUGGGAAAUUGAGAGUGAGAUGUGGCCACUGCAAAAGUGGUGCCGUCACAGUGGCCAGAGAUCCUUGCUGCUGGGAAGAUGUUCUCACGCCCGAUCGAGUCGAGGGCCACUGCGAGUCACCGCAGUGCAAUGGCCAACUUAGGUUUUGUCAGUUCUACUUCCGAUGUGCUGAUCAUAUUUCACAAGGAGAAGAGGAUGAGGCUGUGGCUUUAUAUUUGAUAAAAAGUAAUAUCAAGGAAGUUCCCUGCUUGGCCUGCACUGACGUCAGCAACACCGUUCUUGUGUUCCCGUGCAGCGAAGGACAUGUAACUUGUCUUGACUGUUUUCGGCAGUACUGCAGUUCCCGUUUGCGAGAGAGGCGCUUCCACAGUGACCAAAGGCUGGGCUACACACUUCCCUGUCCAGCAGGAUGUGAUAAUUCGUUUAUUGAAGAAACGCAUCAUUUCAGACUUCUUAGUGAGGAUGAGUAUGCGCAAUACCAGCGUUUUGGUGCUGAGGAGUUUGUCCUUCAAGCCGGAGGUGUUCUGUGCCCGCAACCUGGCUGUGGGAUGGGAAUCUUGGUUGAUGGAGGCUGCACCAAAGUUGCUUGUGUCAAUGGAUGUGGGUUUGUGUUCUGCAAAAAUUGUCUGCAAGGGUACCACAUUGGCGAAUGCCAAGACGUGGAAAUUGGCGCAACAGCCCUUGAGCAGCCCAGUUACAGUGUUGACCCUGGCAGAGCAGCUCAGGCUCGAUGGGAUGAAGCAAGCAAGGUGGCGAUCAAGGUUACAACUAAGCCAUGUCCCAAAUGCAGAACUCCAACAGAAAGAGAUGGAGGCUGUAUGCACAUGAUUUGCACAAGACCUCAGUGCGGAUUCCACUGGUGCUGGGUGUGCCAAACCCCUUGGUCACGGGACUGCAUGGGAAGCCACUGGUUCGGCUGAUAACUUUUUUAUUUUAGAUUUUUAAAUGUAACUCAGCUGUUAUAAUUAUUGUGAUGGUUUUGAAUACUUUAAUAAUGAUUGUUAUAUCAUUCUGAUGAGAUCAGCUUCAAUAAAAUAUUGUGAAUUUAAUAUA